This is a messenger RNA of Phacochoerus africanus (Common warthog), 1374 nucleotides long. Its product is annotated as beta-secretase 2-like. The record is from RefSeq and is a predicted model, not a curated record. Gene Ontology annotation, biological process: amyloid-beta metabolic process; membrane protein ectodomain proteolysis. Gene Ontology annotation, molecular function: aspartic-type endopeptidase activity. Lineage: Eukaryota; Metazoa; Chordata; Mammalia; Artiodactyla; Suidae. Gene Ontology annotation, cellular component: endosome; membrane; trans-Golgi network. The transcript has a single exon.
CGGUGCAGGCCCUCCAUGCCCUUCACGCUGCCUCUCCGGGUGGCCUCUGCUGCCAGCUGCGGGGAUGUGCCCACCCCUGGGCCCAGACCCCCAGCUGAACCCUACACCAACAGCCUGGCACUCACCCUGGAGCCUGCCAGGGGAGCUGCCAACUUCUUGGCCAUGGUGGAUAACCUGCAGGGGAACUCUGGCUGAGACUACGACCUGGAGAUGCUGAGCGGGACCCCUCAGCAGAAGCUGCAGAUACUUGUUGACAAUGGAAGCAGUAACCUUGCCGUGGCCGGUGCCCUGCAUUCCUACAUCGACUCUUACUUUGAUGUGGAGAGGUCCAGCUCCUACCAACCCAAGGGCUUUGAUGUCACCAUGAAGUACACACAGGGGAACUGGACUGGCCUCACUGGGGGGGACCUUGUUACCGUCCCCAAGGACUUCAGUAGUUCUUUUCUUGUCAACAUUGCCACUCUCUUUGAGCCAGAGAAUUUCUUUUUACCUGGGAUUAAGUGGAAUGGGACACUUGGACUGGCUUAUGCUACCCUGGCCAAGCCAUCAAGUUCUCUGGAGACAUUCUUUGACUCCCUCGUGGCACAAGCAAAAAUUCCCAAUGUGUUCUCCGUGUAGAUGUGUGGGACUGGAUUGCCAGUAGCUGGAACUGGUACCAAUGGAGGUAGUCUUGUCCUGGGUGGAAAAGAACCAACUUUGUACAAAGGAGACAUCUGGUAUACCCCUAUUAAGGAGGAGUGGUGCUAUCAGAUAGGAAUACUGAAAUUGGAAAUCGGAGCCCAGAGCCUUAAUCUGGAUUGCAGAGAGAUUCCAGAAUUCUCUGACGGUUUCUGGACUAGGUCCCAGCUGGCCUGCUGGACGAAUACUGAAACACCUUGGUCUUAUUUCCCUAAGAUUCCCAUCUACCUGAGAGAGAACUCCAGCAGAUCAUUCUGCAUAACUAUCCUGCCUCAGCUUUACAUCCAGCCCAUGAUGGGGGCUGGCCUGAAUUAUGAGUGUUACCAGUUCAGCAUUUCACCUUCCACAAACGUACUGGUGCUUGGUGCUACCGUGAUGGCGGGCUUCUACGCGGUCUUGGAUAGAGCUCGGAAGAGGGUGGGCUUCACAGCCAGCCCCUGUGCAGAAAUUGCAGGUGCUCUGGUGUCAGAAGUUUCUGGGCCUUUCUUAACAGAAGACAUAGCCAGUAAUUGCGUCCCAGCCCUGCCUAUGAAUGAGCCCAUUUUGUGGAUUGUCUCAUAUACUCUCAUGAGUGUAUGUGUGGAAUCAUCCUUCUUAAUCAUCCUGCUGCUACUUCCACUCCAGUGUCGGCAUCUUCCCCAGGACCCUGAGGUUGUCAAUGAGGAGUCCUCUCUUGUCCAGCGUUGCUGGAAAUGA